Messenger RNA from Budorcas taxicolor (takin), 768 nucleotides. RefSeq names its product leucine rich repeat containing 18 (gene LRRC18). Bases 1 to 768 code for a protein of 255 amino acids. The transcript has a single exon. Gene Ontology annotation, molecular function: protein binding. The record is from RefSeq and is a predicted model, not a curated record. Lineage: Eukaryota; Metazoa; Chordata; Mammalia; Artiodactyla; Bovidae.
AUGGCCAAGGGAGCGAAGGGCCCCAAGGGCAAAAAGAUCACCCUCGCCGUGGCCAAGAACUGUAUCAAGAUCACAUUUGAUGGAAAGAAACGCCUCGACUUGAGCAAGAUGGGAAUUACCACCUUUCCCAAGUGUAUUUUGCGACUCACAGAUGUGGACGAGCUCGACCUCAGCCGGAAUUUGAUCAAGAAGAUCCCUGACGCCAUCUCCAAGUUCCAGAACCUGCGGUGGCUGGAUCUGCACAGCAACUACAUUGACAGGCUCCCUGAGACCAUCGGCCAGAUGACCUCCCUGCUCUACCUCAACGUCAGCAACAACAGGCUGACCACCAACGGGCUGCCCGUGGAGCUCAACCAACUCAAGAAUAUCCGCACUGUGAACUUAGGCCUGAACCAUCUGGACAGCGUGCCCACCACACUGGGCGCUCUGAAGGAGCUCCACGAGGUGGGGCUCCAUGACAACCUGCUGAGUAACGUUCCCAACAGCAUCUCCAAGCUCCCCAAGCUGAAAAAGCUCAACACAAAGCGAAACCCCUUUCCCAAGGCAGAGUCAUCGGAUAUGUUCAUGGAUUCCAUCAAGAGGCUGGACAAUCUAUAUCUGGUGGAAGAGAAGGAUCUGUGUGGGACUUGCCUGAGAAAAUGCCAACAGGCCCGGGACAAGCUGAACAAAAUCAAGAGCAUGGCCACGGCGGCACCAAGAAAGGCCAUCUUUUCCACUUUGGUCUCACCCAACUCCAUGGCCAAGGAAUCCCAGGAAGACUGGAGGUGA